Messenger RNA from Oppiella nova, 1021 nucleotides. The record is from the annotation of a GenBank genome assembly. NCBI's taxonomy places the organism in Eukaryota, Metazoa, Arthropoda, Arachnida, Sarcoptiformes, Oppiidae.
CAUGAAUGUAAACAAACCGACGAUUGUCUGAAAUGUCAUCCAAAGAGCGGUGAUAUCUUGGGCUGCGAUGGAUGUGUUGGCCACCAACAGGUCGGGCACGGGAUCCGAGUACCUGUCGCUGGACUUCGGGCCCUUCGAGUCCGUCCAUCGGUGGCGUCGAUGCGGUGAAUGCGAUGAGUUUGUGGGCAGUCGUCGGUCCAAACACACAAUCGUCUCAUACAAGUCCUCCAUCUAUGUCUUCGGCGGUGACAACGGCAAGCAUAUGUUAAACGAUUUGCUCCGGUUUGACGUGAACGACAACUCGUGGUGUCGGGGCAUCACUUUAGGAGUUCCGCCCACCAGUCGCUACCAUCACUCGGCCGUUGUCUACGAGAACUCUAUGUUUGUCUUCGGCGGCUAUACGGGAGACAUACACUCGAACUCCAACCUAACCAAUCGGAACGACUUGUAUGAGUACCGGUUCACGAGUGGCCAUUGGACUGAAUGCAAGUUCGAGUCCAAGACAAUGCCUGUCCCGCGAUCAGCGCAUGGAUGUGCUGUCUAUGACCAGAAACUGUGGAUAUUCGCGGGCUAUGACGGCAACGCGCGUCUCAACGACAUGUGGACAGUGCCGCUGACGGGCGACCACAGGGAUCGGGUGUGGGAAGAGGUGCAGCAGUCGGGUGACUGUCCGCCCACGUGCUGUAACUUCCCGGUAGCCGUCGCUCACGACUCGAUGUUUGUGUUCAGUGGACAGUCCGGCGCUAAGAUGACUAACGAUUUGUUUCAGUUUCACUUCAAAACCAAAUGUUGGACGAGAAUAGCGACCACUGAACACAUCCUGAGGGGAGCCCCUCCACCACCCACUCGGCGUUACGGCCACACAAUGGUUGCCUUUGAUCGACACCUGUAUGUGUUUGGAGGCGCCGCCGAUUCCACACUUCCCAGCGAUUUGCACUGCUUUGAUUUGGACACCAAUACGUGGUCUGUAGUGCAGCCAUCCAUUGACAGUGAGAUCCCUUCGGGCCGUCUCUUUCACGCG